CCUUUAAUUACAAAGCAGAGUUACAGUAUGUAUGGAAAGCAUGAAAAUGAGAAGCCAAUAUUUCGCUGCAUUGAAUGCAAUGAGGAGUGCAAUGAACUGUACAGAGAUUACAAACAUGGAGUACUGAAGAUCACUAUCUGUAAAUCCUGCCAAAAACCAGUGGACAAGUACAUAGAAUAUGACCCAGUCAUUAUCCUGAUCAAUGCCAUGCUGUGCAAAGUACAAGCAUAUAGACACAUUCUGUUUAACACAAAAAUCAAUAUUCAUGGCAAACUUUGUAUAUUUUGUCUGCUCUGCGAAGCCUACACUAGAUGGCGACAGCUGUCUGGAUCCAGCAACCACACAGAUCCUGAGGAUUUUAUUCGAUAUGCAAAAGAAUGGGAUUUCUACAGGCUGUUUGGAAUAGCUGCUUUGGAACAGACAGCCUACCUCAUGGGAAUCUUCAUUGUUCUGUUUCUGGCACUGCUCAAGCCUUUGAAGUCAGGUUCUGACUUUGCUCUUCUACUUAAAGCACUGUUGUUAUCAAGUUAUGGGAAGCUCCUGCUGAUUCCAGCUGUCAUUUGGGAACAUGACUAUACUCCCCUAUGUCUAAGGCUUAUCACUCUCUUUGUGCUGACUUCAAACACCCAGGCUAUCCGAGUGACAUUGAAUGUGAGUCGAGCCCUCUCCCUUGUUGCCAUCACCUGUGGAUUGCUUUUGGAAAAAGCACUUUGCUCCAUUCAGUGGACUCUUUAACACUUUGUGGGUAUCCUGGAAGAUGACAGGAAGGUCAUCUGUUUAAUCAUGUCCCAACAUUCUAAACAAUUAGCCUUCUGGUCUUGGACAACAAUUUUUAUUCAGGGGUACUUUUGAAAAUAGAACCAUAUUGCAUCUUUUACAUGUAUUAUAUGUCUUUCAUGUCCUUCAGUAUAUUUAUAAACAUGUGUUU
Molecule: messenger RNA, 928 nt
Organism: Nanorana parkeri
Lineage: Eukaryota; Metazoa; Chordata; Amphibia; Anura; Dicroglossidae
Gene: ARV1
Product: ARV1 homolog, fatty acid homeostasis modulator
Exons: 5
Coding region: 28-735 (235 amino acids)
Biological process (GO): sphingolipid metabolic process; intracellular sterol transport; sterol metabolic process
Cellular component (GO): cortical endoplasmic reticulum; Golgi apparatus
Source: RefSeq, a predicted model, not a curated record